AUGUUCCGAGUCUUGGGAUCCGUCUGGGUAUCGCUGCUCCUCCUGGGCCCUUGCCUGGCCGACGUCUUCGAUGAGUGUAACCAGGGCAAUAGCUUGACGUUUGUUACCUCACCAAAGAGUUGCGCACACUAUAUUUUCUGCAACGGCGAUGAGUCAUACGAUGGCGAGUGCGAGGAGGGCGAAUACUUCAGUGCCGAUAUGGAAAUGUGCGAGCCCAUGGGCGACAUUGAUUGUCGAACGGGAUUGGCGGUGCAGGCGGAAGGUGAAGCCGAUGGCUCAGCGGAGAUUAGCUCGGGCGCUUCUGAGGUGGAGGAGCCCACUACGAUUUCAGCAGAUGUGAACACCACGUCGAAGCCGUCGGUGAUUGUCACCCUGCGCCCAUCAGUCAGUCAGAAUGGGAGCUCGAGUACCGAUUCCACGGCCGUGGCUCCCGGCAUUGAGGUGGUUGUGACCAACGUGUGCCCCCAACUGGACAAUCAAAGCCGCAUCGCACUGCUGCCAAAUCAGAACUCCUGCUCAGACUACUUCAUUUGCUAUCGGGGCCAGGCUCUUGCCAUGAGCUGUGCCGCCAGCUUGCAUUUCAAUUCCCGCACGGGCAAGUGCGAUCAUCCGGAGAACGUCAGAUGUUUGACAAUGGCUUUCAAUCCCCGAGAGCAGUGCAAACGCCAUGUAAUAGAUGUUUAUCCGCAUUCCGACAACUGCAAUUACUUCUACCAAUGCCGAUCUGGCUACCUGAUGGUGCAGCAGUGCCCCUUCUUCUACGGAUGGGAUUACGAGAAGCGAUCUUGCGUUGCACUAGGUCAGGCCAAGUGCUAUAACAAAAUUCAAAUGCAGAUGAAAUUGAAAUAAAGAGCGAUAUUGCU
This is a messenger RNA of Drosophila biarmipes, 863 nucleotides long. Its product is annotated as probable chitinase 10. Bases 1 to 849 code for a protein of 282 amino acids. Gene Ontology annotation, molecular function: chitin binding. Gene Ontology annotation, cellular component: extracellular region. The transcript has 2 exons. NCBI's taxonomy places the organism in Eukaryota, Metazoa, Arthropoda, Insecta, Diptera, Drosophilidae. The record is from RefSeq and is a predicted model, not a curated record.